This is a messenger RNA of Anopheles funestus (African malaria mosquito), 6078 nucleotides long. RefSeq lists its product as uncharacterized. NCBI's taxonomy places the organism in Eukaryota, Metazoa, Arthropoda, Insecta, Diptera, Culicidae. The record is from RefSeq and is a predicted model, not a curated record. The coding region runs from base 982 to 1908 and encodes 308 amino acids. Gene Ontology annotation, biological process: regulation of cell differentiation. The transcript has 10 exons. Gene Ontology annotation, cellular component: membrane.
UCUUCACCUACCCCACCAUCAUGGCAAAUCUUCACAAGCAAAUACCUUCAUUCAUAAGAAUUGCCGGACACUCCCUAAACAUUCUUUUUUUCUUUCUCUCUUUUCCUUCAUUUGCCUCGAGAGCAUCUCGCAGCGUCUGCUCUCGGCAGACUCCGCUCCCGCGGAUGUUUGGCAUUCAUUCGUACCACGGUAUGGUAUUCGUACACACCUUCCCAUCGAACUACAACCGACUGAUGGUUUGUCCAUUCAUCGGCAGUCUAGUUUCGGCCGGCAGCAACGAAACAGCGAAUGGUGCACGGAACCGACAGACUGACCGUAACCUGCAAAGUAACGCUAUCACGCAGUAACGCUUGUCUGUGUAUCGAACAGUGUGUGCUAAAGCGUGUAAAGUGAAAGAAAAGCACAAUAAUUUACUAAUCGGGUUUGUUUCUUUAGUAUCAUAACAAUAAAAUUAAAACCCAAAUCACUUCACUUGUGGUGGAUUGUCUUGUCCUAGUUUUUGUGUGAUGCUGCCAGACAGACGACUGUUUGUGAUUAGUUAACAUGUUGUGUUAAUCUUCUUCCAGUCCCUCAGUGUGUUCAGGUCCUUCUGUCUCCAAACAAGCAUCGUUGACAAUUUGUUGCGCUUCAGCCAAACAAGUAGUGUUAACUAGCGUUUAGCUCGAUCGAUCGAAAGCAAGUGUUCAUCUACGGUGAAAGUCGAUACUCAAUGGCAGAGAAAAUGGUUUGAAAUGGUUGCUGGUUAAAAAUACCCUUCAGCGUCAUACUGCUCUUCUUACUACCAGUGUAUUCCACUAACUUGACUGUGAACGAUCCAAUAUUGGUAAAGUCAAAUGCCAAACAUAACCACCUAAGUGAUCGUGCAAGAUCGCUAACGCAUUAGUUGCAAAAACAAAUAAACAUUUUAUUUUCUGUUCUUCAACAACAAGAAAAAACAAACCUCACCAAAACAGGUGUGAAAACAAACACAGCCAAACCAUCAUGUUUUCCUUAUGCGCAAAACCUGCCAACGAGUCCGCCAGGACGUCACAGCAUCUGCAGAACGUCACCUGUAAAAGCUGCAACUCUACGGUCGGAAAACAGAUCAAAGGAGGCUACCUGCUUCGAUACAAAAAACAAGUCCUGUGGAGUCGCUGGUCGGAAGAAUGGGUUGUGCUGUAUGAUGAUUCCACAAUGGCGUGGUUCACGGAACCGGGUCGCUCGUCACCUGCCGGGAAAAUUCUAGUCAAAGAGGCACCGGAAAUGCUUGCGAUUGCACACUGGACCGGUCAGAUACCAAGGCGGCCCCCACUCCCGGAUGGCGUCAGUGUGUCGCAGCUAAUCGCGCUCGGGUCGCGCCGGAAGCGCUCCAAAGUGUACUGGAUGAUUGCGAAAUCGGAAGAGGAAGUCAGCGAUUGGAUAGCUGCCAUCACCAAGACGCUCCCACCGCCACCACAGAUCGAGCUGGUCGUCGAUAAACCACACCUGAUGGGCGUACUGCGAAGACCGAUUGUACGGAUACGACCUGCUACCAGCUCGGAGGUGUCGGCCAGGCGGAAAAAUCGACACACCAUCGAGCAUAACACGACGAAGGUGAAGGGCGAGGCAGCCGUGGCAAUCAUCAAGAAAAACGCACAGGACACUACGGACCCGAAAGGAUCACUGGCGUGUGCCCUACCCUGGGGCCAUGGUUGGGGUUGGGCGACCCUACCCAAUGGCAUCUGGAGUGGUGCACUCACUUGGUCGCAGUGCGAAGAUUCGAUAACGCUGCACGCUCUUCCGACGACUCACUGUACCAAUAUGAUAGAAACACCGUGUGCCGGCGGUAUCUACCACACCGACAUCGGACCGUUCGAUUUGCACGGCAUCGAAGACGUUGGUGGUGAAGACUUUGACUACGCAAUGGACUGUGGGGAUUUCAUCUUUUAAAGGCCAUUUUGCGUGUGCGAGGGCAUCGGUAUCAUCUUAAAACCGUUCGAUGUGUCCAGACGCAUCAUCAACAAUGUCACUAGCCUGUUGUUACACAUGUUUUAGAAUCGAAUAUUUUACAGUGCGCAAAGAUAGAUGCCAUGGUGAUACCGGAAUACACUUAACAACCCUUGUGAACGUGAAGCUUAACAUACAACCCCAGUACAGUAAAAUGAUCUGGUGAUCCAAAAAUCCAAAAAAGUAUCCACCGAUAGUGUGCUAACAGCUAGCCGAACCGAGAACGUAAAACAUAGAACCGCCUUCAGCAGCAAUAGAAUAAUCGUUCGAAAAAACAACAUGCAAACCUUAUCCGUGUAGCCUUGCCGAACUUUGUGUGGGUUGCUGAUCGCGUGCUGAUCAGUAAACGUGAGCCCCCACGAUGGACAGUUGUCCGAUGUAGUUGUAAUGCUUGUAAAUGUCGUUUGUAUAGAUUGUUGCAGAAUUUAUAAAAUCUGUAAACAUCGAUACCGAUCGAUGUCGGUAUUCGUAAACCCAUUAGUGUGUGUGUGUAUGGAUGUGUACGGAGUGAUAUUGAUUGAUGGAUUGAUGUACUGUCUGUUCUUCCCUACAGUCAGCACAUGGACAGGAGAGGUGCAUUAGAGGUGUAACGCUACCACACCGUUACAGCAUGUAAACAGCAGGGCAACCACAAAAAAAUAACUCCCAGUGGUUAGCGCACCUUGUGUCGAAAAGGGAGGGUUGAAACCGAAAUUUGUAAUAAUUUUUUGUAACAAGUGUUUAGCAAAGCAGUGGCAAACUCUGCCAAUCUCUCCCCCCCCACACACACACAUACACGAAAACAAAAACAAAAAACAACUAAAUUAGUAAUGAAUCAGUAUUGCCUUCCUAAACAUUUAGACAAAUUAUCGGGUAGAAAAGUUCGUAAAAACGAUCAAUCGUUUGAUACUGUAGCAUCCAGAAGCAGUUGCAACAUACAAAUGUAUGCAAAUUACCAAAAAAAAACAAAACAAAACGAAUUUUCGGUAAAAAAAAACACGAUCAAGCGUAAUAAGGGUGGACGGAAACGAAGAAUCAAAAGUAGAUUUUAAUGUACCCAAAAACCUGGUAAGAAUUGAUAAAUUAUUUACCUCUCUCUCUCUCUCUCUUUCCCUCUGUCUCUUGUGCUACCUUUCUCCCCGUUUCUGGAAACGAUGUUUUAUUGAUGAUAGAAAUUUAAUCAUGUUGCAGGAUGAGAUUUUUACGAUAGAAUAACCAAAAAACAAAAGAGAAGAAGCGAUUAUUUAUCUCCGUUUCAAUUCCGCGCGUGUGCUCGAUGCUAGCAGCAAAUCGGAAUGUAAUAGGAAUAUUUUACCAUUGAUAAACCGAACUCAAUGAUCCAUAUAGUAUAAUGAUUUUAGAAAUAUUAUAACAAUCGUACGGUGGAUAAGAAAUUUUUUACUGAUGUAAACAUAACAUAACAAAGCGUACAACACAAAUCCAAAGACCAAUUAUCAAUUAUUCGAGUGUAUAUUUUUUAAAAACUCUUUCUUUCGAACGAUAUCAUUCUUACCUACAAUUUGUAGCCCUGUGACUAGUUAUCGGUGUGGCACACAGUGAUUAGCCGAUUAUUAGCAUUAGCGAUCGGCGCCAUUAUUGUCAGAACGUUUGUGGUAAAGCUUAAAUUCUACAUUAAACGUAACAACGUGUGUGUGUCCAUCAGUGCAGUGAAUGGGCAGUGAAGAACUCCAUUUGCUGGAAGAUAUAUUUGGAUGCCACAUUUGAGCACCGGGAGCGUUUGGUUUUUUGGUAAACACAAAUCGUUACUACCCCUGGUAGUAGUUGAAACUAAACCGCCACCAAACAUCCAUCGACCGAAGGGAUGGUUUGUUGGGGGCAUGCGUUUUUCAAAACAACUUAAGAGACUGGUAAACCGACGAUGAUAACACCUUCUCAACUAGUGGUAGAUGAACAAAUGUUGAAAAAAAAACAAUACCGGUAACAUUUCGAGAUAUAUGUAAGUUUCAAACCGCGUUAAGCUUAGAGUGCACUUAGAAGACUGCUGUCCUCCAAUUGGGAUGAGGCCAUCAGUCUUCUGUGCGGGUCGCUGGGAGGCAUAUUUUUUUAAGUCAAAUAAUAUACCAAUAACCAAUGCUACAACACUUCCUACCUAGUCUCCCCCCCUGGAUAGAUGAUAGAUCUGUAUGGGUAGUCAGUGUUCUAUUUGUCGAACGCGGACGCAAACACAGAGCAGCGGUAGCUUAAGAUAAAUAAUGAGAAUACAUACACAAUACGGGUAGUAUCUAGCAAUCCACUAAACUCCGACGUACGUAGAUCGGACAUCACUUUUUGAGUAUCAAUUUUUUUGUGCAAUCCAAACGGCGUGUAACUAAACCAUAGUCGUGCGGAAGUAUUUAUUGCCCGGAACAGCGAAUGUUCGGCAGUACGAUUGCACUAGCAGCAGCCCGGGGAUGAGAAAGCAGUAGCACAGCGAACUAUUUCCACCAUAAUCAAGCUCCACAAGCUCAGACAAUUCAUAACGAAUGACACCCGAAUGACCCCGAACAAUAAUAAUAGUUGUUAGACGAAGCUCAACAUAAGAUGGCAAAAAUGGCGUAUUAAUCACUUUAGAAGAAAACAUAAUAGUGCGGUUAGUAGCAUUACGAUGUAUCAGUGUCACCCAAUUUACCGAAUAACAAAACGUACAAGCGUUAGGGCGUACAAUCCAUUAUAAGCUAUCCAUUAACAACAAAAAAAAAACAUACAAAAGUCAACCAAAUCGUGUUUAGCCUCUAAUCACCUACAAUAGCCGGUGAUGUGAUAUAUGAUACAUCACAUCCAACAUCAAACAAAACUGUGGAACUAGUUACGAAACAAUCAUGAAUGUACUAGGUAACACACGAACACCUCCCGUAACGUGUGUAACGACAACAAGCGAUCGGAAAGCAAAAGCAAAAAAAAACCAACGCAUUAUUAGUAACCAAUCAGUAACUGUUUUUAGGUCAUGUUUCAACUCGAUGUUUAAAACUUAUCGACAGUUUUAGAAACGGUGCGUCCGAGCAUUGGAAGCACACAGUAUAAACACGGUUGCGUUACCGUAAAACAUAACGCUAUACUUAACACACGGUGUUAGCCACUUACGCAACAUACUCAAACAAACAAACAAAACCACAUAUUUGCCUAGAGGAAACGUCAAAAAAACGGGCGUUAAACUAUGGACGUUUUCAUUGUAAACCCGGGGAUUGGGGAACUAAUGGUACACCCGCUUUAUUCCCGGCAGGUAUAAGGAUCAACUCCCAUGCUACAACAAAAAAAAACAAAAACGAACGCUGGUCGAUCGUUUCUUCGUGUGCGGAGUUGAUAAUUAAAAUUUGUUGAUUGUCGUUAAAACUGAAUGUUUGUGAUGUCUUGCGCAUAUAGAGCACUAAUCGUCGAUGUUCAACCAAUGGUCACCAAAGAAAAAAAAACCAUGGGUAUUUGGAAAUUUAACACAUACACACACACACAAACACAAACUUUGUUAGCCUUUGGAACCAUCGUGUAAAAUGGCGGGCGUGUAAACGCAACCGCAUAACGCAUGGUGGAAGUUUUUUAAAACAAAUACAGUAACGCCGUAACGCUUACAAUGAAUUUUACAUCCUUCAAAGUAAAAACAAAAAACCACCCUUUUUCCUGGAAGAUUCCAAGAUUGCCCCAUGCAAGGGUGCUGUUGAGCAGCGUCCCACCAACAAGGAGAUAGUAUUACCUACCGCCUCCCCAACCCUCGUAGUCCAAUUUUUGCACCCGUCCAUCCGAGUUUGUGACCUACCCAACGAUGAAUUAAUUAAUGUGUCCUGUUACCGACGACACGCGCUGUCAGUGACUCGGUUCUCGUCUACAUAUUGACCCCGAUUGCCUGCAUUGGAAACUUUCAAACUUACUAUCAAGCACACACAGCUCGGCGCGCUAAAUAACGUCCUUCAUUUACUAACGAAGUGGAUCGAAAGUGGUAAGCACUGACACAGAAAACUUACUAUUGUUUAUUAGACCACGGGUUUAUUAGACGCCGGAUUGUCACCGAACAACAAGAAAACUCCAAUUGUUCUAACACCCCCCCGUACCCAGGCCCGGUAAUUGAUUACUUUGCCACCACACACAAUCGUCAUUUUGUUAUCAAAUAAAACCAAACCACUUAUUAGAAGAAAACAACCAAAA